Messenger RNA from Nilaparvata lugens (brown planthopper), 2427 nucleotides. RefSeq names its product putative phospholipase B-like 2. Gene Ontology annotation, cellular component: extracellular region. Gene Ontology annotation, biological process: phospholipid catabolic process. The coding region runs from base 603 to 2237 and encodes 544 amino acids. Lineage: Eukaryota; Metazoa; Arthropoda; Insecta; Hemiptera; Delphacidae. The record is from RefSeq and is a predicted model, not a curated record. Gene Ontology annotation, molecular function: glycerophospholipase activity. The transcript is spliced from 4 exons.
CUCUUAAAACUGUUCAGUUUGUGUCUGUUAAAUCAAUUCAAUUGCUGGGUCAGUAUUUUUUGGGAUUGGAAGAAUAUUGUAUUGGGACGGACUAGUAAAGAGUGAGUUAAAAGUUAGUUGAGAGUCAGUUGAUGGUGAGUUGAGACCUGUAUUACAUCAAAUAAUUCAUAAACACUGAGAAAAGAAUACAGUUUCUUCUCAUUUUAUUCUGUGACUUGACUAAACUGUGAGUUGAUAAAUAUGGUCAAUAGACAACUGCUUAUUGAUAUUAAUUUGUCAAUGAUGAAAAAAUACUAGACAAUCGUUGAGAAACAAUUUAUUGGUUUUGACUAUCAACAAAGUGGAGCUUUGAGUUUACUGCUUAUUUGAACAAAAUACUACAGAUUGAAGGAAAAUUAUGCUUUAAUCUGUGAUUAUAAUUUCAACAAAGUUUUUAGUAGCUCACUAGUCAUGAAGAGAAGCAUAAUGCAGCAUUCAGCAAGUUCUAUUUUCAUAUUUUCGCUGUGUUUUGCCAGCUUAACGCUGUUCAGACUCCGAAUCCGAAGGUUCAGCUGUAUUACACACGUAUCAAACACUUGGGUCCUAGACAUGAAGAGGUUGAGAUGAAAUACGGUGCGGUGCCCAAGGGAGCCGAGUGGGUAUCGAGAGGCUACUUCGUCAAUCAGAUGAACGACACUGGUUUUGGUUAUCUGGAGGUGGAGACUAACGUAGAAGCAGACAGUGAGGUUCAGGCAUAUCAUGCAGGUUUCCUUGAAGGCUACCUAACCUCACAUCUGAUCAACGCACGUUGGUUCAACAUGGUUUACCCUGUACUACUUGACAACCCCGAGUCUUUCAAGUUGGCUGUUAAUUUUGUGAGAAGCAACUCGAAGUGGGUGUCGGAAAAGUCGAAGAAGCUGCCGAACAAUCCGUUCUGGUAUCAAGUGAAAUUGUUCUACCUGCAGGUGAACGGUCUGCUGAAUGGUUAUUUGAAGACAAGUACAUUAUUGAAACUGAAUUGGGACCAUAUUCUGGUGUUGAAUAUACUGCUGGAGAUAGAGGAUGUGAUGAAAAUGGUCACGAAAUCGAACAGUUUCAACAACGAACACUGUUCGGCGCUUAUCAAGAUAAUGCACAAUAACAGCGACAUCUAUUUUGGCCACAACACUUGGACCCACUAUGCAGACAUGUUGCGUAUUCUAAAGAAAUACAAGCUGAACUACGCUACGAGUGGUUCGGAUCCCACCUUAGUACCAGGAAGAGAGAUCUCGAUGUCAUCCUAUCCUGGGGCUGUGCUAUCUACAGACGACUAUUACAUCGUUGCCUCUUCAGGUAUAGCAGUUAUGGAAACCACCAAUCAGGUCUACAACGCUUCACUCUUCAAAGGAUCCACGCCACAGGGCCUAGUUUUGGAGUCGAUCCGCACAAUGGUCGCCAAUAGACUGGCAGUAGACGGCAAAUCCUGGCACGAAACCUUCAAGAAAUACAACAGUGGUACUUACAACAACCAAUGGAUGGUCCUCGAUUACAACACGUUUGUCCCGGGCACAAAGCUAGGUCCUGGAGUGUUGUGGGUGGGGGAACAGAUGCCCAACUUUUACCACUUUGAAGAUGUGACAGAGGUUAUGGUGAGGAACGGGUACUGGGCCAGCUACAAUGUCCCCUAUUUCAAAGAGGUAUUUGAGAUGAGUGGGUAUGAUGAGAUGAAGCGUAAAAACGGGACGUGGUUUUCACAUUCAGAAACGCCACGUGCGAAGAUUUUCGCUCGCGAUCACGGGAAAGUCACAGACAUGGACACGUUCAUGAAGCUGUUGAGAUCCAACGAUUACAGAAACGAUCCGUACGCGACUUGUAACUGCACGCCGCCCUACAGUGCGGCUGGAGCCGUUGCGGGCCGCAAUGAUUUGAAUCCGUACGAUGGAAAGGGACCGCAGGCCACCCACAGGCUGUACGGCGCAAUCGAUGCCAAAAUCACCAACCUCAGCAUGUUUCGAAGAUACGCGUUCUCAUCCGUUGCAGGACCCACCCGUGGUACCAACGAUGAUCUUCCUGUUUUUAAGUGGAGUGCAAGUGGUUAUGAUCCGUAUUCAAUUCAUUUCAUGCAGCCAGAUGAGUUCGAUUUUGCAGCCGUGACAACUGAGUGGCUAUUUUCUGAUGACAAUGGUUUCAAUCGAAAAUUGAAUAAUCAAGCGAAACAGAAACAUUUAUUUCCUGGGUAUGACAAUACUAUUCCUAAGAUGGGUUUACCCUCAUUAUAGUCCAAAUGGAAAGGGUAAAGCCUUGAGCUUAAUGUAUUACUAACCACUUUCUUUAAUAAGAGGUUCUUUAAUAAGCCCUAUAUUAUGAGAAUGAUAGAACUAAUGCAUCAUGGUAUUAACAUUUAUAUCACAGUAUAAUAUUCCAUAUUAUUUACAGAAUAUUUGAAAUCAAUAUAUCAUAUUCACAGUA